Molecule: messenger RNA, 6253 nt
Organism: Cherax quadricarinatus
Lineage: Eukaryota; Metazoa; Arthropoda; Malacostraca; Decapoda; Parastacidae
Source: RefSeq, a predicted model, not a curated record
UGAAGGGUUGGUAUAUGAGGAGGUAGCACCCACUACCUGCCCUCAGGUGCCCUCCAUACGGUGAUAACGUCAGUGGUGUGCUCUCGUGCCUGUGCAGGGAAGGUUACUGUAAGUAAAUUCAGAGCCAUUAUCUGAGUCUGACUAGAGCAGCAGCUUGUAACUCUCCGUCACCAACAUGCCAGGCCACAUCGUGAAGAGCACAGGUCCUGACCCGGAUCCCACUGAAUAUUUGUUCGUCUCCAUGGAACAGAAAAGGGUAGACCAAACUAAACCUUACGAUGCCAAGAAGUCCUGCUGGGUACCUGACGAAAAAGAAGGCUUCGUCGAAGGGGAGAUCCAGGGCACGAAAGGAGACUUAGUUACUGUUUAUGCUAAAGGUGAGACAAAGAACUUUAAGAAGGACCUUGUGGCUCAGGUCAACCCUCCCAAGUAUGAAAAGUGUGAAGAUAUGUCCAACUUGACCUACCUUAAUGACGCCUCUGUCCUCUACAACCUGAAGACUCGUUACGUCGCUAAGCUCAUCUACACCUACUCUGGUCUCUUCUGUAUCGCUGUCAACCCCUACAAGCGCUACCCCAUCUACACCAACCGUGUGGUCAAGAUCUACCAGGGCAAGAGGCGAAAUGAGGUGCCUCCCCACAUUUUCGCCAUAUCUGACGGUGCCUACAUGGCUAUGUUGCAACUUGGCGAGAACCAGUCUAUGCUUAUUACUGGUGAGUCUGGUGCUGGUAAGACUGAGAACACCAAGAAGGUACUCUCCUACUUCGCCAACGUCGGCGCCACCACCAAGAAGAAGGAGACAGAGAAGAAGCAGAACCUGGAGGACCAGAUCAUCCAGACCAACCCUAUCCUGGAGGCCUUCGGUAACGCAAAGACCACCCGUAACGACAACUCCUCCCGCUUCGGUAAAUUCAUCCGCAUUCACUUCAUGCCUUCUGGCAAGCUGUCUGGAGGUGACAUUGAGGUCUACCUGCUGGAGAAGGCUCGUGUUAUCUCCCAACAACCCGCCGAGCGUUCCUACCAUAUCUUCUAUCAACUAAUGUCUGAUCACGUACCUUGGAUAAAGCCAACGUGCCACCUGAGCAAUGACAUCUACGACUACCACUACGUGUCUCAGGGUAAAGUCACAGUCGCCUCCAUAGACGACAAAGAAGAGAUGCAGUUCACUGAUGAAGCUUUCGAUAUUCUUGGUUUUUCAAGAGAAGAGAAGGAGAAUGUAUACAAGGUGACAGCUGCCGUCAUGCACAUGGGUGAGAUGAAGUUCAAGCAGAGGGGUCGCGAAGAGCAGGCUGAGCCUGACGGUACCGAGGUUGGAGAGACUGUUGGAAAGUUGCUGGGCGUUGAUGGAAUGGACCUUUACAAGAACUUGUGCAAGCCCAAGAUUAAAGUCGGUGCCGAAUUUGUAACCCAAGGAAGAAACGUGAAUCAAGUGUUUUACUCGGUCGGGGCUCUAUCUAAAGCCCUGUUCGACCGGGUUUUUAAAUACUUAGUCAAGAAGUGCAACAUUACGCUCGAGACCGGCCUCAAACGCCAUUGUUUCAUCGGUGUGCUCGAUAUUGCUGGCUUCGAAAUAUUUGACUUCAACGGCUUCGAGCAGAUCUGCAUCAACUUCUGUAACGAGAAGUUGCAGCAGUUCUUCAACCAUCACAUGUUUGUGCUGGAGCAGGAAGAGUACAAGAGGGAAGGUAUUGACUGGACCUUCGUGGACUUUGGUAUGGAUCUUCAGGCCUGCAUUGAGCUCUUCGAAAAGCCUCUAGGUCUUCUCUCAAUCCUCGAAGAAGAGUCUAUGUUCCCUAAGGCAACUGACAAAUCCUUCGAGGAGAAGUUGAAAGCGAAUCAUCUUGGCAAGUCACCUAACUUCAUCAAGCCCAAGCCUGCGAAACCCGGACAGGCUGAAGCCCACUUUGCCAUCGUUCACUACGCUGGUACGGUGCCCUACAACUUGACUGGCUGGCUGGAGAAGAACAAGGAUCCCCUCAACGACACCGUCGUCGACCAGAUCAAGAAAGCCACCAAUGCUCUCGCUGUUGAGGUCUUCUCAGAUCAUCCAGGCCAGUCUGGUGGUGCUGAUGCUGGGAAAGGUGGUCGUGGUAAGAAGUCUGGUGGGUUUUCGACUGUGUCUUCUGGAUACAGGGAGCAGCUGGGUAACCUGAUGAGGACUCUCAACGCCACAUCACCUCAUUUCAUCCGUUGCAUCGUCCCCAACGAGACUAAGUCACCUGGUGUGACUGACGCGGCUCUGAUCAUGCAUCAACUCACCUGUAACGGUGUACUUGAGGGCAUCAGGAUCUGUCGCAAAGGCUUCCCCAACAGGAUGUUGUACCCUGACUUCAAGCACCGAUACUGCAUUUUAGCUUCUAAAGCUAUGACCGAGGCCUCGACUGAAAAGGAAGCAGCAAAAGUUUGUUUAGAGGCCAUUGAACUGAAUAAGGAAUCAUAUCGUCUGGGUCACACUAAGGUGUUCUUCCGUGCGGGAGUCCUGGGUAGCUUGGAGGAGAUCCGUGACGACCGUCUGGCCAAGGUUCUCUCCUGGUUACAGGCAUUUAUCCGUGGCUUCAACAGCCGCAAGGCCUUUAAGAAACUCCAGGAGCAGCGCGUUGCUCUCUGCAUUGUUCAGCGAAAUAUCAGAAAAUUCAUGAAGCUCCGCAACUGGGCAUGGUAUCGCAUGUGGCAGAAGGUGAAGCCACUGCUCAAUGUCACACGCAUCGAGGAUGAAAUCCGCGCCCUAGAGGAGAAGGCUGCCAAGGCCCUGGAAGACUAUGAACGUGAGGCCAAACUUCGCAUUGAACUCGAGGCUGCCAACCUUGCUCUCCUCGAAGAAAAGAAUAACCUCUUGGUUGCUCUUGAAUCAACCAAGGGUAACGUGUCUGAAUUCCUGGACAAACAAGCCAAGUUGCAGAGCCAGAAGGCAGAUCUUGAAGCUCAGCUCAAUGAAACUACUGAGCGUUUACAACAAGAAGAGGAGGCGCGAAACCAACUUUUCCAGGGCAAGAGAAAGGUUGAGCAGGAAAUCACUAGUUUAAAAAAAGACAUCGAAGACCUUGAACUCACCAUUCAAAAAUCAGAACAAGAUAAAGCAACUAAAGAUCACCAAAUCCGCAAUCUCAGCGAUGAAAUUGCCCAUCAGGAUGAACUUAUCAACAAAAUCAACAAGGAGAAGAAGCACCUUCAAGAGUGCAAUCAGAAGACCACCGAGGAUCUUCAGGGUAUUGAAGACAAGUGCAACCACUUGAAUAAAGUGAAAACUAAGCUCGAACAAACUCUUGACGAGCUCGAGGACUCCCUCGAUCGGGAAAAGAAACUUCGUUCUGAAAUUGAAAAAGCCAAGCGGAAAGUAGAGGGCGACCUGAAACUGACCCAAGAGUCUGUUGCAGAUUUGGAGCGCAAUCACAAAGAGCUGGAACAGACGAUCCAGCGUAAAGACAAGGAAAUAUCUUCGCUUGCCAACAAGCUGGAAGAAGAGCAAGGCUGUGUUGUUAAGGUUCAGAGACAAGUCAAGGAAUUGCAGUCCCGAAUCGAAGAGUUAGAAGAAGAGGUUGAACACGAGCGACAAGCUCGCGCUAAGGCAGAGAAAUCCAAGACUCACCUUGCUCGUGAGCUGGAAGAGCUGGGGGAGCGUCUAGACGAAGCUGGUGGUGCUACUGCUGCUCAGAUAGAUCUGAAUAAAAAGCGCGAGGCUGAGCUUAUUAAACUUCGCCGCGACCUGGAAGAGUCUAAUAUUCAACAUGAAUCUGCACUGGCUAGUCUACGCAAGAAACACAACGAUGCCGUGGCUGAAAUGUCUGAACAAAUUGAUCAUCUAAAUAAGAUGAAAGCCAGGAUGGAGAAAGAUAAGGACAGUCUUAAGCGUGAUGCUGAUGAUGCCAAGUCUGCCAUGGACGGCCUCACGCGGGAUAAGGCCGUAGCUGAGAAGACAAACAAGCAGAUACAGCACCAGAUGACCGAGCUUCAGGCUAAGCUUGACGAAGCCAACCGAACACUCAAUGAUUUCGAUGCUGCCAAGAAGAAACUGGCGGUGGAGAACGCUGACCUCUUGCGUCAGGUGGAGGAAGCAGAGAGCCAAAAUGGGCAACUAUCAAAAAUAAAGCUUUCUCUCACAAAUCAGCUGGAAGACACUAGGAAGCUUGCAGAUGAGGAGAGCAGGGAACGAGCUACACUUCUCGGGAAGUUCCGUAACCUGGAACACGACAUUGAUGGUCUGCGAGAACAACUUGACGAAGAGAGCGAAGGUAAAGCUGACUUACAACGCCAGCUAUCCAAGGCGAACGCUGAAGCCCAGAUGUGGCGGGCUAAAUACGAAUCUGAGGGUGUUGCUCGAGCUGACGAGCUGGAAGCUGCUCGCUUGAAGCUUGUUGCUCGUCUUGAUGAAGCCGAGCAACAGAUAGAGCAACUAAACAUUAAAAAUAUGAAUUUAGAAAAGAGCAAGCAACGCCUGUCUACCGAGCUCGAGGAUAUGCAGAUCCAGGUUGAGCGUGCUCAGACUUUAGCAAAUGCUGCAGAAAAGAAACAGAAGAACUUCGACAGGAUUAUUUCAGAAUGGAAGAUGAAGGUUGACGAUCUCGCGGCUGAACUCGAUGGUUCUCAAAAGGAGUGCCGUAAUUAUUCCACUGAGCUCUUCCGCGUUAAGGCUGCAUACGAAGAGAACCUUGACCAGCUCGAUACCGUCCGAAGAGAGAACAAGAACCUGGCCGAUGAAAUUAAGGACUUGAUGGAUCAGAUUGGAGAAGGUGGUCGAUCUCUUCAUGAGAUUCAGAAGAAUGCUAAGCGGCUGGAGAUCGAGAAGGAAGAGCUGCAAGCUGCACUUGAAGAAGCUGAGGCUGCGCUGGAACAAGAGGAGAACAAGGUGCUCCGAGCUCAGUUGGAGCUUAGUCAAGUACGGCAGGAGAUUGAUAGACGCAUCCAGGAGAAAGAAGAAGAGUUUGACAAUACAAGAAAAUGUCAUCAGCGGGCAAUAGACUCGAUGCAAGCAUCGCUAGAGGCAGAAGCUAAAAGCAAGGCUGAAGCUUUACGUAUGAAGAAAAAGCUUGAAUCUGAUAUUAAUGAACUUGAAAUUGCUCUUGACCACACGAAUAAGGCCAAUUCUGAUCUGCAGAAGCACAUCAAGAAGAUGCAAGGUGAAAUGAAGGAUAUGCAAUCCCAUAUCGAAGAGGAACAACGACUUGCUUCGGAAUACCGUGAACAGUACGGAAUUUCUGAGCGUCGUGCGAAUGCUUUGAACGGGGAGUUGGAGGAGUCACGGACCCUUCUUGAGCAAUCUGAUCGCGGACGCCGCCAGGCUGAAGCAGAGCUGGCCGAAGCACAUGAACAUAUGAACGACCUUACUGCUCAGAACAAUUCUCUUACCAUAGCUAAGAGGAAACUGGAAGGCGAGAUGCAAACUCUGCAUGCCGAUCUUGAGGAAAUGCUGAACGAAGCCAAACACUCCGAGGAGAAGGCUAAGAAGGCCAUGGUUGACGCCGCUCGCCUGGCUGACGAACUCCGCGCUGAGCAGGAACACGCCCAGACCCAGGAGAAGUUGCGCAAGGCCCUCGAAGUUACAACCAAGGAGCUCCAAGUUCGUCUUGAGGAAGUAGAAAGCAACGCUUUCAAGAGCGGCAAGAAAGCUUUAGGUAAACUGGAAAGCCGCGUUCGCGAGCUAGAGAGUCAGCUUGACGAUGAGUCUCGCCGUCACUCUGAUGCCCAGAAGAACCUGAGGAAGUGUGAGAGGCGCAUCAAGGAGCUCACCUUCCAGUCCGACGAGGACAAGAAGAACCACGAGAGGAUGCAGGACCUUGUUGACAAGCUGCAACAGAAGAUCAAGACCUUCAAGCGCCAGAUCGAGGAGGCUGAGGAGAUCGCCGCUCUCAACUUGGCCAAGUUCCGCAAGGCCCAGCAGGAGCUGGAGGAGGCUGAAGGUCGCGCAUAAUGUACCUUCACUUUGUUCAAGAGACGAGCAUGUACAAGUUAUAUAUUUUGAUUAGUAGUAACUCAGAAGAUUAUAAUAAUAAGAAGCAGUAAAGUGUAAUAUACAUCUACGUCGAAUAAUGAUAGUUAUGACAUUAAAUAUUUUAUCUCAUUUGUAAUACAACUGCCGAGAUAUAAAAUUAUUAUAGUUAAUUAUAAUAGGCGUAUAUAGUAUAGCCAAAGAUGCUCCACAUUUUGUAAAUUGUUGUACGAAAUUAAAUAGCCGAAAUUAUCACGAGAGAAAAUCAGAAUCUACACACAUUUAAAUACAUGCGUAGUACAGUAUGUCAUGUUCUUAAUAAAUUAUUAA